Penicillium verhagenii is the source of this 1140-nucleotide messenger RNA. RefSeq lists its product as uncharacterized. The record is from RefSeq and is a predicted model, not a curated record. NCBI's taxonomy places the organism in Eukaryota, Fungi, Ascomycota, Eurotiomycetes, Eurotiales, Aspergillaceae. The coding region runs from base 1 to 1140 and encodes 379 amino acids. The transcript is spliced from 2 exons.
AUGGCUGGAGUCGGCAUCUCCUGGGGAACCAUCAAAUCUCUCCUGGUCUUCUUUGGUCCGAUUCUUGUCCCAAGAUUGAUUGGAGGCUACCGGGCCCUUCGAGUCUCUAUCGCCAGCCGCCCACCCCCACGUCCUCUCCCUGCCGCUGCAAAUCGGGCUCUGAACCUCUUAUUCGCGAGUAUCGUCUUCUUCCUCAUCCUGAGCUUACCUUUCAAUCCCCAUGCGCCCGAGGUCAACAUCUUCGCCCUCACCCGCUCCCGAAUCAAUACCCCCUCCGAUGUGAUCUUUAACCGGCUCACUCGGCUUCGGCCCGAUGGACUAUUGACCGAUGCCGACACCCUGCUUCGAGAGAAGCUUACCUCCCUCGGCGCUCGCAAGGUUUACCUUACUUUUGGCCCCGAUGCCUUGACUUUCUGCCAGUAUUGCUCGUUCGAUAAUCUCUACACCUAUCUCCUAUACUACCUCCCCGCAAAUGUGUUACGACCUCAUCUCCUCCAUCUCCUCAUCCUCGCUAUUGCCACAUCCGCACCAUUUGGAGGACGGGAGUCUAGCCGCUGGCGUACCAAGUUCACCCUCGCCGGUCUAUCGCUAGCCAUGCUGGACCUCUAUGUUGUUGCCACAUACGACGCCGUUAGCUCGGCAUCCCCCGCAGUGCGGGCGGGUCAGACCCCUCCAACUGGUCUCUACAACAUCAUGGCACUCAUGCGGCCAUUCGCAUUCACCAUUUGCGAUAUCCUAUGCGCCAUCAUCAUCUACCUCUCAUCUACAAACCGCUUUUUCUUUAAGCCGCCUUCUACGGUGGAACAUCUCGAUCAAGCAGUGUCGGUCGCACUGGCUGCAGUCACCGGCGCCAAUUCAAAACUACACGCGGCCAGCGUAGCUCGUAAUGCAGUUGUUCGGGACAAAGCGCUAAAGUCGCGAGAUGAUCUGUACUGGCAAACCGUGGUGGCUGUGGAAAAUAACGGGGCCGAAGGCGGCGCUUCAGCCGAACGAGGCACAGUUAUGAAUAACAUCUGGGAGGAAGAAGAAGUGGCUCGAGCCAUGUCACGGACAAUGGCGGGCCAGGGAGGUGUGGAUCUGGCGCAACUCGGAGUGAGUGCCAUUGAUUUUGUACGCGGAGUAACCGACGGUUUGGACUAG